GAUCAGAGGUGGUUGAUCUUGAUGGAAAAAGUUCCCUUCUCUACAGAUUUGAUCAAAACUCCCUGAGCCCAGUAAAGGAUAUUAUUUCUUUGAAAUUUAAAACUAUGCAGAGUGAUGGAAUUCUGCUCCACCGGGAAGGGCAAAAUGGAGAUCACAUCACACUGGAAUUAAGAAGAGGAAGACUCUUUUUACUUAUUAAUUCAGGUGAAGCCAAACUGCCCUCCACUCACACGCUCAUCAAUCUCACCCUGGGCAGCCUGCUGGACGAUCAGCACUGGCACUCCGUGCUCAUCCAGCGCGUGGGCAAACAAGUCAACUUUACAGUGGAUGAGCACAGGCACCGUUUCCACGCCCAGGGAGAAUUCAGUUACCUGGACCUUGAUUAUGAGAUCAGCUUUGGAGGGAUUCCAGCACCUGGAAAAUCAGUGUCAUUCCCCCGUAAGAAUUUUCAUGGGUGUCUAGAAAACCUUUAUUAUAAUGGAGUAGAUGUCAUUGAUCUGGCCAAGCGACAAAAACCAGAGAUCAUCACUAUGGGAAAUGUGUCGUUUUCCUGUUCACAAUCACAGUCUGUGCCUGUGACUUUUCUCAGCCCUAGGAGUUACUUAGCCCUGCCAGGCUUUUCCGGGGAGGACGAGCUUUUGGCCACGUUUCAAUUUCGAACCUGGAACAAGGCAGGACUUCUGCUAUUCAGCGAACUUCAGCUGGUUUCAGGGAGUCUCCUCCUCUUUCUUAAUGAUGGAAAACUUAAGCUGAAUCUCUUCCAGCCAGGAAAAUUACCCAGUGACAUCACAGCAGGUAAUAAGUGUGUUCCUGCAGUGUUUUUGCUGCUGCUUUUGCCUGAAGGUGAAAAUCAGGCCUGUAAAGCAGCUUCUUGCCGUCAUGAGCAGGCCCUGGUGAUGCAGGCGUGCAGA
Messenger RNA from Leptonychotes weddellii (Weddell seal), 911 nucleotides. NCBI's taxonomy places the organism in Eukaryota, Metazoa, Chordata, Mammalia, Carnivora, Phocidae. The record is from RefSeq and is a predicted model, not a curated record.